GGACUUCGAAAUCACCGGAAUUCUGCGCGAUUGUGCGCGGGAGAAGAACAUCUUCAUUCAUGGGAAGGUGAAGGAUCAGGAUGCUGUUGUGAUCCUGGAGAAAACACCCAUCAGACAGGACACACUGUCUGAGUUACUGAAGAGCAGUCAACUCAAGCUGGAGAUGAAGAAUGAUGUGUACAGCACAUACCAGCUGCAGGCACCUGCACACCUGAACGAAUCAGGAGAGGAUUAUCGUAACCUCACCCUACCAUACAUCAGCAGCCAGAGCUUCAGUGUGCAGUGGGUGCAUAACAUAUUGGAGAAGAAAGCAGAGGCUGAUCGGAUUGUUUUUGAGGAUCCAGACCCCGAUACUGGUUUUGUUUUGUUGCCCGAUUUCAAGUGGGAUCAAAAGCAGCUACAAGACUUGUAUUUGAUUGCUAUCGUCCACCGGAGGGAUGUCAGAAGUUUAAGGGAUCUUGCAUCAGAUCACCUGCGGUUACUCACAAACAUUCGCAGUAAAGGAGAGGACGCCAUUCACCGGCAGUACGGCGUCCCUCCCAGGAAACUGCGCAUGUAUCUCCACUAUCAGCCAUCAUACUAUCACCUCCAUGUCUAUUUCACCUCUCUGGAGUACGACGCUCCAGGUUAUAGAGUGGAAAGAGCCCACUUGCUUUCCGAUGUCAUUCAGAACUUGCAGGCAGAUUCCGGUUACUAUCGCAACCGCAGCCUGGCGUUCCCGCUGCGGGCCGAUGAUGGUUUGCUCCUCAAGUUCAAAGAGGCUGGGAAACUCUAGAGACCUGAUUUUUCUGGAACCUUUUUUUUUUUUACUUUAUAAAUGUUAAUUACCUGUACACUGCUAAUCAGUUUUGAAAAUAUUUAUUAUUACAGUAUACACUCAAUGUAAUAAGGUCUUGAUUUGACCCUUGUCCAAAACCGGUUUGAUUUUGUCAUCAACUGAAUUUUUAUUAAAGUCCUGAUUGUUUUUUAA
Molecule: messenger RNA, 970 nt
Organism: Carassius carassius (crucian carp)
Lineage: Eukaryota; Metazoa; Chordata; Actinopteri; Cypriniformes; Cyprinidae
Product: m7GpppX diphosphatase-like
Exons: 6
Coding region: 164-775 (203 amino acids)
Biological process (GO): deadenylation-dependent decapping of nuclear-transcribed mRNA
Cellular component (GO): nucleus; P-body
Molecular function (GO): hydrolase activity; RNA 7-methylguanosine cap binding
Source: RefSeq, a predicted model, not a curated record